This is a messenger RNA of Aegilops tauschii subsp. strangulata, 1321 nucleotides long. RefSeq lists its product as uncharacterized. Lineage: Eukaryota; Viridiplantae; Streptophyta; Magnoliopsida; Poales; Poaceae. The record is from RefSeq and is a predicted model, not a curated record.
CCCUCCAUGUUCCCUUAGGAAGGAAGAGAAUCUAUCUCACCAUCUAGAAAGAGAGAAACAAAGAGAUGAGGAACCAGAGGCAAGCUCCUAUCACUUGCUCCUCUUCAAAGACCAACAACACCAAGCGAGAGGAGCCACACCUCUCAGGGGCUUACAUUAGGAGCCUUGUGAAGCAUCUUAGCUCCUCAUCCACGGCAAGAUCCAAAGACCACCAUCACAUCACCAUGGGCAGCAAAUCACACCAAGAAGAGCAACAAGCCCCACAAACCACACCAUCAUCUCUACAGCAACAGCAGCCACACAAGAAGCAGGUGAGGAGGAGGCUCCACACGAGCAGGCCAUACCAGGAGAGGCUACUCAACAUGGCGGAGGCCAGGCGAGAGAUCGUCAACGCUCUCAAGAUCCACAGAGCCUCCAUGAGAGAAGCCAAGGAGCAGCAGCAACAUCAACAACUUGUGCAACAAUUGCAGCAUCAGCAAGAGGUCCAGGUAGUGCAAGAUCAUAGGGUAGCUUUUAGUGCACCCAGCAUGAGCUCAUAUGGUUCCUUCUCAGAUUACUUGCACAGCAAUACGCCAUUUGCACACACCACAGCAACAAGCAACAGUGGUUGCUCAUAUUAUUCAUCUCCUCCACUCCUCCCUUACCACACACCAGUAGUUGCACCCAUGGUUCCCAUGGUAGAUGCUUUAGAUCAGUUGCUGCCGCUGCCUACGCAGCCACUAGGGCUUAUCCUGACCUUCGAUGGCUUCGGUGGUGGUGUUGCUGCCGAAGAUGCCAAGAACUGCACUGCUACUAGCCCCUUUGAUCCUCCUUCUUUGGUCCAACAAGCAUCACCCGCCUCCUCCUACUCUGUCUACUCCUCUCCGCCGCCGGCGACGAUGGUGAGCCAGGACAUGGCGCCCGUUGCUGCCGAGAACACCUCACAGUCGCUGCACCGGGUGCUGGACGAGGAGGAGAUGGCCGCGAUCCACUCGGCCGGGGAGCGGCAUGACAUCGAGUGGAGCGAUACCGUGAACCUGGCCACGUCGGCGUGGUGGAGCAGGCUACUCGAGAGCGUGGAAGGCGGCGGAGGCGACGACGGGGCCACGGCGGCGCAGCAGACUAACACGGUGGACGCCAUGGGGAUGCAUCUGAGUGAUGAGUACUACGGCCAAGACGCGUCCUUUCCAUGUAUGGACAUCGGAGAGAUCGAAGGAUGGGACGCCGAGUGGUUCUCAUGACAUGCCGUCCAUCUUAUCUUAGGGGAGAAUUAACACUUCAUCAUUUCACUGUACCUCAGUCCUCAAAUAAUGGAAAUUAAUGCUCCUAUUCAGAUUGCAAA